GACGAACGAAACCGGAACACGUGUAUUUGUAUGUUUAUUUAUUUGAUUUACUUUUUAAUAUACACAAUCAAAAAGUAAAAAUUUGAAGAUAUAUAUAUAUAUUUGUAUAAGUCACAGUCUAUCAAAUGAGUAGAGGUGGUGGUAGAGGAUUUGGAAGGUUUGGUGGUGGAGGAGGAGGAGGAAGAGGUGGCGGUGGAUUUGGAGGAAGAAGAGGUGGUGGUGGUGGUGGUGGUUUUGGUGGUCGUGGUCGAGGAAGAGGCAGCAGGGGAGGUGGAGGAUGGGGAGGUUAUGAUUCAGGACCACCAGAAGAAGUGAAAGAACUUGGUUAUUUUACUCAUCCCUGUCAAGAUGACCUAGUCUGUAAAGUGAUCAUAGACGACGUUCCCUUCUUCAAUGCACCCAUUUAUCUUGAGAACAAACAACAAAUUGGAAAAGUCGACGAAAUAUUUGGACCCAUCAGAGAUUAUAAUAUAUCAGUGAAGUUAUCAGAUGAUGUGAAAGCAGGAUCAUUUGCAAAGAAUACAAAAAUAUAUAUUGAUCCGGCCAAGUUAUUACCUUUGCAAAGAUUCCUUCCUCGUCCACCUGGUUCCUCAAAUAGAGCUGGUAAAAGAGGAGGAGGUAGAGGAGGCAAUGGCGGAAGAGGUCGGGGUGGUGGAAGAGGAGGCAGAUUUGGAGGUGGCAGAGGUGGUGGCGGUAGAGGAGGGGGUGGUGGCAGAGGUGGUUUUAGGGGAAGAGGCGGAUUUGGAGGUCGUGGUGGUUUUAGAAAAUAA
This is a messenger RNA of Centruroides sculpturatus (bark scorpion), 770 nucleotides long. It is a transcript of the gene Gar1, whose product is annotated as probable H/ACA ribonucleoprotein complex subunit 1. The record is from RefSeq and is a predicted model, not a curated record. Gene Ontology annotation, cellular component: box H/ACA snoRNP complex. NCBI's taxonomy places the organism in Eukaryota, Metazoa, Arthropoda, Arachnida, Scorpiones, Buthidae. Gene Ontology annotation, biological process: ribosome biogenesis; snoRNA guided rRNA pseudouridine synthesis. Bases 126 to 770 code for a protein of 214 amino acids. Gene Ontology annotation, molecular function: box H/ACA snoRNA binding. The transcript is spliced from 6 exons.